This is a messenger RNA of Haliotis rubra (blacklip abalone), 1382 nucleotides long. RefSeq lists its product as uncharacterized. The transcript has 5 exons. The record is from RefSeq and is a predicted model, not a curated record. Bases 20 to 646 code for a protein of 208 amino acids. Lineage: Eukaryota; Metazoa; Mollusca; Gastropoda; Lepetellida; Haliotidae.
UAUUUACAGUUUGUAUUUUAUGACAUUCAAAAUAAUGAUACUGAGUAGAGUUAGGAUUAUCAGCUCUUUUCUGAAGGUGUCACGUCGAAGAAGCACUAGCACCAAGUUCACAAUCAUGCCAGUCAACGUUGAGAUCAAAGCUUACAUCUCCGACAUUAAAGCUCUGCGAGAAACUUCGGAGAAACUGAGUGAUGCUGGUUGUACCGUCCUGAAACAGGAGGACACGUUCUUCGUUACGCCUGCUGGUCGGCUGAAGUUGCGCCAGUCUCAGGGUGCACAAGCACAGCUGAUUUACUACAAACGCUCUGAUCAAACAGGACCAAAGGUCUCCAACUAUCAUGUUAGUGUGACUGACGAUGCGGAAAAUCUGAAGAUUACGCUAGGGAAAGCCUAUGGUAUCAAAGGAAUCGUGAAGAAGACACGUUAUCUGUACAUGGUGGGUCAAACGAGGGUUCAUGUGGACAGUGUCAACGGCCUUGGAGACUUCAUGGAGCUCGAGGUUCAGAUGAAGCCCGGACAGGAAAUGGACGAAGGCCAGGAGAUCGCCAAUGACCUCAUGACCAAACUCGGGAUCAAGGAGAGUGAUCUCAUAGAGGGAGCAUACAUGGACCUCCUUCUUGAAAAGCAAACCACAAAUGUGAACUGAGUCAAAUCUGAAUUAUUUUCUGUUAUGCUGGCUACUGAAUUUCAAUGUUAUCAAAUAUUUCAAUUACCAUUGUAGCUAAACCUGUGCAAGUCAAAGACACUGUUUUUGAGGACAGGAUUAUUUCUUAGUGCUCUAGUUUUAAGAGGAAUGCUUUAGAGCUUUUAUACAGACUAAGUUGAUCAAAUAUUUGCAAGGCAAAAUGUGAUUAUUUACAGUUAACAAGUUGAAAUAUCAAAACAUAAAGAAAUAUGAUAUUGGUAUUUCAGUCAAUAUUUGGUUUGUAUUCAUUAUCAGGUGUUGUACCCGGUGCUGCGUUUGACCAAACAGCCAACAUGUCAAUGUUUGUAUUUUCAAGUUCAUGUUUCCAUACGAUUCAUUCCAUCCCAUAAUCUUUCAUAACUUUCCAUCAGUUUAGUAGAAUGAUGGCUGUUGUGUCAUUGUGAUGAGUUGUCUCCCUUAGUUUUGUUUUGAUCUGCUUGUAGGUUUGAAUCUCAAGCUUCACCUUGGCAAAGAUCUUGUUUUGUCAACACCAUACACACUAGUUUUCUUCCAAAGUGGUAAGGGUUAAUGAAUACAGAUCUUGUUUAGCUUCCCUUGCAAAUUAGCUGACAUGGCAGAUCCCGAUUUAAGCUUUUGCAUCUUGGAUUGGUGCAGUCUGAAACUGCAAAAUGCAACCACGUUUAUUCCAACUUGCACCCACUGCAUGGUAAUACUGUAUUGUUAAAAGAACACAGAU